This is a messenger RNA of Xenopus laevis (African clawed frog), 460 nucleotides long. It is a transcript of the gene cmc1.L, whose product is annotated as C-x(9)-C motif containing 1 L homeolog. The transcript has 4 exons. Bases 68 to 391 code for a protein of 107 amino acids. NCBI's taxonomy places the organism in Eukaryota, Metazoa, Chordata, Amphibia, Anura, Pipidae. Gene Ontology annotation, cellular component: mitochondrion. The record is from RefSeq and is marked provisional.
UGAAAUAGCGUCAUCCGAGCAAGUCUUUAUAGCGAGAAGUAUUAGGUUUAAUUUUACGCUCCUCAUCAUGGAUUCUGCUAACCCGGAUGAUUUUCUGCGGCAUGUGGAAAAAGAUGUCCUUAUUCCAAAGAUCAUGAGAGAGAAGGCACGAGUGCUGUGUUCUGAUAAAGUAGAAGUUUUUACAAAGUGUUGCCAAGAGAAUGGCAUCCUGAUGCCCGUGAAAUGCCGCAGCGAAAACGCAGCUCUGAAGGAGUGUCUGAUUGCUCACUACAAAGACCCAGCUUUAUUUGAAGAAUGCAAGCAGGAAUAUUUAAAAGAAAGGGAAGAGUUUCGAAAAACUGGAAUCCCGUUAAAGAAACGGCAACAACAGAAGGAGGCAAAUAGUAUAUAACCAAAUUUUCUCCUUCGUGUAUCCCCGUUUCUAAUUUCUAAUAAUAAAUAUUACUUCUUUUGUAAAGAA